GCCCACACGAGGAAGUUCCCGCUCCCGUACCGGUGCCAGAAGGUUCCUGAAGCCUGACGCCACACCGUCCCUACCCCUCAACCACCUCCGAACCGGAGACCCGGCCCGGGCCGCCCUCCCCGCGGCUGAACGGCGGACACCACCCGCCCCGCUACCACCACCAUGACCCCCAGAACCCCCGGCCCGCACAGCGCCGCGCAUGCGCCCCGCGGCCCCUCACCGUUGCCGGGUGACUCGCCCUCCCCGCCGUCCUCAGCACACCAAGCAGCAGGUUCCUCCGCCUCUUCCUACCCCGGAGGACGGCGCGGGGCUCUCCUUUCCGCUCCGCUCUCCCGUCGCAAGGCCUCGCCACGCCGCCGCUGUGCCCUCGCCCCGGGCCGCCCGUGCCGGUGCCCCCCUCAAGCCGCUCGUUCGCGCCUACCGCGCGCGGGGGGUCCCUCAACGGUAGCGGCGGCAACUGCCGGAAGUGACGCGCUGACUGACAGCCUCAUCAACAACAAUAAAGAUACUGAAUCAGAACAAGCUGACAAUCCUGUUGAUGAAACACGGGAGAGCGUGGACUCCAGCUGGCUCUUCAGCAGAUACGUUGGCCGGUUGACAGGAGUAAAACGGCAAGAAACCUGACAUACAAAACACAUGCAGCGCGAGGAGACAGACAGCAGAGGCAGGCAGGAUGCCCAGCACAAGACCGUUGGCCACGUUGGACAUCCAUAACUCUUCAUGGAGGCUCCUGAAUCAGCAGGUAUCUAAUUCUUCUGACUCACAAAGUCCAGCAGAGCACUUAAGAAUCAAAGUCCUUUCUAAAGCUUUGCCCUGCAUUAACAAAUGAAGCUUCACAAUGCUCAAGCAGAUGCCUGAAAGAAUCCAUUUCAUGGAAACAGAAACCAACACAGAGAAAACCAUUCACCUUCUUGAGGAUUGUCUGCCAUUACUAAACACAUACAUAAGGAUGUUUUGAAACUUCAAUAUCAAAGGCACAUGUUCCAUGUAAAUGUCAGACAUUUAUACUCAUUUUUCUACCAGAGUUCUGUGAUUAAAAUAGAUGUUCAAAGGAUAA
Pezoporus occidentalis (night parrot) is the source of this 1057-nucleotide messenger RNA. RefSeq names its product thymosin beta-12-like. Lineage: Eukaryota; Metazoa; Chordata; Aves; Psittaciformes; Psittacidae. Gene Ontology annotation, biological process: regulation of cell migration; actin filament organization. The transcript has 3 exons. Bases 163 to 624 code for a protein of 153 amino acids. Gene Ontology annotation, molecular function: actin monomer binding. Gene Ontology annotation, cellular component: cytoplasm. The record is from RefSeq and is a predicted model, not a curated record.